AAUACAGUUGUGAAUAUGGCUCGCUCAAGUUUUAUGCUCUCUGUGGCGUUGGUGGGGUCCUAAGUUGUGGCCUGACACACACUGCUGUUGUACCUCUGGAUUUAGUGAAAUGUCGUAUGCAGGUUGAUCCACAAAAAUACAAGAGCAUCUUCAAUGGAUUUUCAGUGACAGUCAAAGAAGAUGGCGUUCGUGGCUUGGCCAAGGGAUGGGCCCCAACCUUUAUUGGAUAUUCCAUGCAGGGGCUUUGUAAAUUUGGUUUCUAUGAAGUUUUCAAAAUCCUGUAUGGCAACAUGCUGGGAGAGGAAAAUGCAUAUUUGUGGCGUACUUCACUAUAUUUAGCCGCAUCUGCCAGUGCGGAGUUUUUUGCUGACAUUGCUCUGGCUCCAAUGGAAGCUGCUAAAGUUCGUAUUCAGACACAGCCUGGAUAUGCUAACACUCUCCGGCAGGCUGUACCUAAAAUGUUUGGAGAAGAAGGCAUCUGGGCUUUCUAUAAAGGUGUUGCUCCGCUAUGGAUGAGACAGAUUCCAUACACAAUGAUGAAAUUUGCCUGCUUUGAACGUACUGUUGAAGCUCUCUACAAGUAUGUUGUUCCCAAGCCGCGAAGUGAAUGUUCGAAAGGAGAACAGCUAGUCGUCACAUUUAUUGCAGGGUAUAUUGCUGGUGUGUUCUGUGCAAUUGUUUCCCAUCCUGCUGACUCAGUGGUGUCUGUGUUGAACAAAGAAAAGGGCAGUUCUGCUUCACAGGUUCUUAUGAGGCUUGGAUUCAAAGGUGUAUGGAAAGGUCUGUUUGCUCGUAUCAUUAUGAUUGGUACCCUGACUGCACUACAGUGGUUCAUCUACGAUUCCGUGAAGGUUUAUUUCAGACUUCCUCGCCCACCUCCACCUGAAAUGCCAGAAUCUCUGAAGAAGAAGCUUGGUCUAACUGAAUAGACAACUCAUGGACUGACUGUGCUGGCUGUCCCAGUGAUGAGUUUCAUGAAACUUUUAUAUUAUUUGACUAUGUAGAAAACAAACUCUAUAUGAUGUCAUUAUUGGCUGUGCCCUCAUCCCACAUGAGGGUUUAAAUUCUACCACUGUCAUUGCCUGAAAUAAAUGAGAAACAGAGUGCU
This is a messenger RNA of Leptosomus discolor (cuckoo roller), 1108 nucleotides long. The record is from RefSeq and is a predicted model, not a curated record. NCBI's taxonomy places the organism in Eukaryota, Metazoa, Chordata, Aves, Leptosomiformes, Leptosomidae.